GUCGAGGGGCGGGAUUUCCCGCACGGUCGCUGGGGGCCUGGCUAGGGCGGUGCGGGCGGUGUCCGAGGGAGCGCCUGCGAGAGGGCGGGUCGGGGUCAGCUUCUGCGGGCGGGCUGGCGGGCGUCUCCUCCCGCCGUCCUCCCUCCGCCACGAUGCCUGGGAUCGACAAGCUGCCCAUCGAGGAGACGCUGGAGGACAGCCCGCAGACAAGGUCUCUCCUGGGUGUAUUUGAAGAAGAUGCUACAGCUAUUUCCAACUAUAUGAACCAGUUGUAUCAAGCUAUGCAUAGGAUUUAUGAUGCUCAGAAUGAAUUAAGUGCAGCAACACACCUGACUUCGAAACUCUUAAAAGAAUAUGAGAAACAGCGUUUCCCUCUGGGGGGUGAUGAUGAGAUUAUGAGCUCUACUUUACAGCAGUUUUCGAAAGUUAUAGAUGAGCUUAGCUCUUGUCAUGCGGUACUUUCGACUCAACUUGCUGAUGCCAUGAUGUUCCCCAUUACCCAGUUUAAAGAAAGAGAUCUUAAAGAAAUUCUAACAUUGAAGGAAGUGUUUCAGAUUGCUAGUAAUGAUCAUGAUGCUGCAAUUAACAGAUACAGCCGAUUGUCCAAGAAAAGAGAAAACGAUAAGGUAAAGUAUGAAGUGACAGAAGAUGUGUACACUUCCAGAAAAAAGCAGCACCAGACCAUGAUGCAUUAUUUCUGUGCAUUAAACACUCUUCAGUACAAGAAGAAAAUAGCACUGUUAGAACCUCUGCUGGGGUACAUGCAAGCUCAGAUAAGUUUCUUUAAGAUGGGUUCUGAAAAUCUCAGUGAACAACUGGAAGACUUUUUAGCUAAUAUUGGAACAAGUGUGCAAAAUGUUCGCAGGGAAAUGGACAGCGAUGUAGAGACAAUGCAGCAGACGAUAGAGGACUUGGAAGUGGCCAGUGACCCUUUGUAUGUGCCCGACCCAGACCCCACCAGAUUUCCUGUUAAUCGAAAUUUAACCCGGAAGGCUGGAUACCUUAAUGCUAGGAAUAAAACAGGCUUGGUGUCAUCUACUUGGGAUAGACAGUUUUACUUCACGCAGGGUGGAAACCUAAUGAGCCAAGCCCGUGGAGAUGUGGCCGGAGGCCUCGCCAUGGACAUAGACAACUGCUCAGUGAUGGCCGUGGACUGCGAAGACAGGCGCUACUGUUUUCAGAUCACCUCUUUUGAUGGAAAAAAAUCUUCAAUUUUGCAAGCAGAGAGUAAAAAAGACCAUGAAGAGUGGAUUUGUACAAUUAACAACAUAUCUAAACAAAUAUACUUAACAGAAAAUCCAGAGGAAACUGCUGCACGAGUAAACCAGUCAGCUCUGGAAGCUGUCACCCCUUCCCCAUCUUUCCAACAAAGACACGAGAGCCUGCGGCCGGCAGGACAAUCUCGGCCACCAACAGCUCGAACUGGCAGUUCAGGAUCCUUGGGCUCUGAGUCCACCAGUCUGGCUGCCCUAUCUUUAGAUUCCCUUGUUGCACCAGACACCCCGAUACAGUUCGACAUCAUCUCCCCUGUGUGCGAAGAUCAGUCCGGUCAGGCCAAGGCCUCUGGCCUGGGAGGCAGGCGUACAAAUCCAUUUGGAGAAUCUGGAGGAAGUACAAAAUCUGAAACUGAAGAUUCUAUUCUUCAUCAAUUGUUUAUUGUCCGGUUCCUUGGCUCUAUGGAGGUGAAAUCAGACGACCACCCAGAUGUUGUUUAUGAGACCAUGCGCCAGAUCUUAGCUGCGCGGGCCAUCCACAACAUCUUCCGGAUGACAGAGUCUCACUUACUGGUUACCUGUGACUGCUUAAAAUUAAUUGACCCACAGACACAAGUUACAAGGCUUACGUUUCCUUUGCCCUGUGUAGUUUUGUAUGCUACACAUCAGGAGAAUAAGAGACUUUUUGGAUUUGUACUGCGGACAUCAGGAGGAAGAAGUGAAAGUAAUCUGUCAUCAGUCUGCUAUAUAUUUGAAUCCAACAACGAAGGGGAGAAGAUCUGUGAUUCUGUUGGACUGGCAAAACAGAUAGCUUUGCAUGCUGAACUGGAUCGUCGGGCAUCUGAAAAACAAAAAGAAAUAGAGAGAGCAAAAGAGAAGCAACAGAAAGAACUCACUAAACAAAGACAGAUUGAAAAGGACUUGGAAGAACAAAGUCGAUUGAUAGCUGCUUCCAGUAGACCAAACCAAGCCAGUAGUGAAGGGCAGUUUGUUGUCCUGAGCAGUAACCAGUCAGAAGAGAGCGACUGGGGAGAAGGAGGAAAGAAGAGAGAGUCAGAAGCAUGAACUUCUUGGUGUUUUGAUUGAUUCCCCCUGCCCUUAAAAUCUGACAGUUUCUUUUAGUCAAAUGACGUAAGGUAACAACUGUGUUUCAGUAACACAAAGUUUGUGUUUGCUUGUUUUAGCUUCAUUUAAAACAAAUAAGGUUGACUGAAAAAAAUAAGGUUGAACUUAAAGACUUAGGUUUACAUUGACUUUUUUCCUUGAAAAUAAUGUAAUAUGCAUUCACAUUAAAUUUUACUUAACUACUUAUUUCCCUGGACACAUGUAGCCAUGGGAUUACAGCUCUGCUGAAGCAUUUUUUCCUUAUAUUGCUAAUUUUUGUUUUGCAUUGUAAUUGACUAAGCCUAUAAGAAAAGUUAUUCUGCAGAUUCAGAUACUUGUGGCUGUGUUCCCUCCUUUUCAUUAGGAACAUUUUCCUUUUAGUUCAGUAUCCAACUGAACAAGUUUAAAACUUUCUGCAGAGAACUCUACAAGUUUUCAAUGACUUUAACAAUCUUAAAUGUGCAAUAGGAUUUGUGUAAAGCCAUUAGGACAGACUUUAGUGUAAGGCUUCUCGUGGUGGCAGGUGGUACCGUAGAUGUCUGGGCACUUUCUUGAUUGCUUAUAUUUCUCUGCUGUGUCUGGUGCCAGAGGAAACAGGUGUAAGAGUCUUCAGCGGCUUGGCAUUAUGUUAUCAUACUCUUAGUUCUCAGGUUGGGACUUCAGUUAUUGCUGCAGAGCAGUAAUGGGUUAAAAGAGGAUUUUGAAACUCAUUAAAAGUGAUUUUUUUGUUGUUAUGCAAAUACAUUUUAGAUUAUGUAUAAAGAUGUUACAGGAUAAUACAUUGUAUUUUCUGCAUUGUGUGAAAUAAUUUUAUUGAUAAUCAAAUGAUAUUUCAAAAGAAGUUCUAUAACAAUUAUGUUACUGCUUAAAGUAAAAUUCUCAGAGUUUAGUUUAGAAAAUGUAAUCUUUUAAAUUUCAGACUUAUAUUCCCAGUAUUUUCAUAAUCCUAUGUUUUGAUAAAGUACUAAAUCACCACUUUAUAUCCACAAAGGCAGAUAGCUAAUUUAUGAGCAUAAAAUAAUUUGCACUAAUUAUUGUAAAUACUUGUACUUUUCAAAUGAGUAAAAGCUCUCAUCCCAUGAAAGACUGAAAAGGAGUUGAAUGCCUGGUAUAGUAUAGACAUUGACUAAAGACAGAUUUUAGCCUGGUGCUAAGGUGAAAUGACAUUUCCCUACUGCUUAUCUUCCAUGUCAACACUUGAUUUCUUUUUCUUUACUCAGAUUUUAAACAUGAUUGAUAGAAGUUAUAGUCAUGUUUCCACAUGAGAAAGUUUCCACAUGAAAUAAUUGAGUAAAAUAUUUUAUGUAAUUAAACAUCUACAAUUCAUAAGGGAAAAAUUUUUCUUUGAUCUGUAAUUUAAGGUCUGAAUUGGAAAUGGCAUCUGUUUUAGUUCUUAAAGUAUAACUCUGUUGUUUGCACACUUUGUGUGUACAUUAUUUUCUGUAGAAUGGGGUAGAUAAUUAUAUACAGGAUCAUAUAUUCUUUUUUCUGUGUGCCAAAUGGCAUAAUGAUUAUUUAAUACUCUUUGAAGCCUUAUGUUACCAAAACAUAGAGUAAACAUGUAGAAGUUCAUGGAGUACUCCUCGAUUAAAGUUUAUUUUGUGCUUACUAAAAGGGAGGCCUUCUCAAUAGUGUGUCAUGCCUUUGGUUGAAGUUGAAGUUUCUCCUGUGGUCAAUACUUGACAAGUCCUUUUUUGAGAUUGGUAGUGUUUCUGUUUCAUUAAGUCUUUUCUUUAUGUCGUCAUUUCACUUAGUUCAGAUGACCCACAAGGAAGGUGCGUCACCAUUAAGGGGUAGUUUUGCUUGACUGGUCCUUUGAAUGGUAGCAGAGCUGAGCCCUUUGUUAGCAUCCUGAGGUUAGGGUACUUGCAGACGCGGGAUGCUGGGUGGACUUAGUUCCACUUAAAUCCCAUUUCAUCGGAAUUCUCACAUAUCCAUGUCCUUGGGUCAAACCAAAAUGCAUUCCAAUGCCAAAUAGAAGUUACGAGUAGACUCAGUAAUUUUAGAUGAUUCACUUUCUCUUCUAGUACUAUUAAACUGUGUGAACUAUUAUUCCAUUACUGCAAGUAUCAAGUUUAAUAAGCUCUCUCUUUUAUUUAUAGAAAGUUUCUUCUAUAAAUAAAUGGUUUUCUUCUUAAUGUUAAAGCUGAUCUUGUACUGUUAUAUCCUCUUGUGAAAUUCCUUUUAGCUCUGGGAUACUUUGAUGGUGAUUAUUUAGAUUUGAGGAUAUUUUUUCUCUGAUUCAGAACUUACACUUAAUGAUUUUUUAGAAAGCAGCAAAACUUUUUUUUUUCAAGGGCAAAAAUUAAGCCCGAAUUCUGCUAUGCAUUCUGCUACUUAUAUGAACAGUAUUUUUGUAACUGUGAUAAGAGUCAAUAGAUAGGAAAUCAGUUAUUCUUGCAUCCUUUUAGAAUUUUGAAAACUUAGGAGGCACUAAAACAUGACUAUAGAACAGAGUCCCAAACUGUCAGUUGUUGCCAUAUUUGUAAUGAUUAUGUUUAGUUAAGGAGGGAUAACAUUGUUUCUGUUUCCCUUGGUUCUCCCAAGGGAAGUAGAAUGUGCCUAAGGUAACAUGAUCUUGUGUGGCAAAGGCAUCUGAGUCAGUUUUGAUUAGGAGCCACACAGUGUUUAUAUCUUGAAUCUUAUAAAUGCUAACAGACCCUAAAAACAAAUUAUAAAACCUACUGCUACCUGAAUAAAAUGAAAAUAUUGUUUGUUUUGAUAAUAACCUCCUAGCAUUUGGAUUAUACUUUAAAUAUUUAAGCAUACCAGUUACAGCAAGCUCUUUGUUUUAUUUUUAACAAGUUUGGUUAACUCUUUCAUGAGACUUUUAUUUUACAUUAAUUAAUAGCACAUAAAGAUUUGAAACUGGAACCAUAUUACACUUUGUAACCAAUCUUGUGUGACUGUUCUUACUAAGUAAUUCACUUCAGUUAAUACUGGGGAUUAAACUGUAACUAAUGUGCAGAAAUUGCUCUGUAUGUUGGUGUUACUGUAAUGUAAAUGAGUUGGUUACCAUUUCUCUGAUGCUGUUAUGCAGUGUGCAACUGAAAGUCAUGCAAUGUUUCCCUUUAGGAUUGGAUUUGAAGAACUCAUCUUCAUGUGACCAUGGUAUACAUGUGGGGCAGAGAAUUUAUUUUUUCAUUUCGUCAGAAUAUUUGCUGACAAGGCUUCAGGAAGUAUCUUGUUAGAAGAUUUUUUAAUGUAUAAUAAAGUCCAUGAUUUUUGUACAGUC
Molecule: messenger RNA, 5553 nt
Organism: Cavia porcellus (domestic guinea pig)
Lineage: Eukaryota; Metazoa; Chordata; Mammalia; Rodentia; Caviidae
Gene: Appl1
Product: adaptor protein, phosphotyrosine interacting with PH domain and leucine zipper 1
Exons: 22
Coding region: 153-2279 (708 amino acids)
Biological process (GO): signaling; insulin receptor signaling pathway
Cellular component (GO): cytoplasm; endosome membrane
Molecular function (GO): identical protein binding; protein kinase B binding
Source: RefSeq, a predicted model, not a curated record